CUUACCUGUCCGGCACAAUCUCCCCGGACUUUAAUUCCGGCGGUUUUUGAUCCGUGAAGAAACCCACCAGCUCGAGAUCCCAAAUCAUAUCUGACAAAAUCCCUUUCUGUGCUUCCCCGUAUACCAUUUGCCAAGAUGCAGUGUUUAUACAGCAGCCUCCGCAUAUUCUAUAGAACCCCAUUGGCGAAUUCACUAUGUACUUGUGUCCCUUGCUCCAAAUUAUUUGUUGACGGUCUCUUCUCUAAACCUUUUUAUCUUUUUUUUUUUUUGUAUUUUAUUUUAUAGGAGACAAAUUUGUGUAAGUUGAAAGCUUCCAUUUUUUUUUUUUCACUUUAUUCUCUCCACAACCAAAUGGUGGCAUUCUGCUUCCUGUAAUGGUUGAGGAAAUGUUUGAAAGAUAGUGUUUUUAUACUUUUAUUGAGUUGCUGUCGGCUUCCCAGUAAUCAGUAUUUGCUCUAGGUGGAAGAUGGAAUUUCUGCAAAGUGGUUCUCUUUCUUUUAGAGGUUAAUACAGUGAACUGUAUCCAUAGUUUAAAGGAGUAUAGUAUUUGUCUUGACAAGUUGAAACCUUUGCAUGCGCUGUUUCUGAUACAUUAAUGGGUAUGCUGCUUUCCAAGAAUUUAAAAAUUGAAAUGAAUUCAUGCAAGUCAUAUGUGACUGCACUAUUCCAUGAUGGUUCUAUCACCUUUCACCCAUAUAGUGAUAUAUGAUUGUAAUGUAAUCUUUUCAGCUGAAUUAUAUAAUUUAAAAUCCUUCAAGGAUUAUCAACAUGGAGCUGUAGAUAAAACCCUAUGGAAAACCAAAUUUGAAUCCUUGGAAGUUCCUAAUGACUUGGAUUCUAUCUGAUAAAAAAAUUGUGACUGAAGUCUUCUCAUCCAUUUCCUCCAAAGUUUCUUGUCAAUGAUAUGAUUUAAUUCUAGGGUUAAUGAUGAAGUUUGCAAGCGUUUGUUAUUGCAGGGCUUUCAUUUGAUACAAAUGAGACAGUUUUGAGGGAUGCUUUUCAAAAAUAUGGUGACAUAAUUGAAGUCAAAGUUAUAUGUCAUCAUGUGACCGGCAAAUCAAGAGGGUAUGGAUUUGUGAGGUUUGCAUCUGAAGUUGCAGCAAGGGCUGCUCAAAAAGAAAUGAAUGGUCAGGUGCUGGAUGGUAAAAAUAUUUUUGUGGAGUAUGCACACCACCAGGGUUGAGAAUUUAAAAUGAAGGGAUGAUAUAGCGAAAUGAUAGUUUUUGAGGCAGUCAAAUGAUUGGUGGAUUGCAUACCCGGCUCUCAACAGCAUUCCUUCUCGUGUUCUGGCUAGCUCUUCCAAUUCUAGCUCUUCACAAUUUACCUCAUUACAAGAAAAGAUUUAUGAUCCUUCAGAAAUCAGAAAUUAGUUAAACCGACAAUUGGUAAAAUCCAUGCCCCUGGAAUUACAGUGAGCCUUGUCCAUAAAGGGAGUCUGCAACGUUCUAGCAGCAUUUUCAUGCCCUUCCUUGGAAGCCAGUUGUGACCAGAAUUUUUCUAACUAAUUACUUGUAGAAGAUGGCACCUUUUUUUUCCUUAUAAUUGCUUGCUUUCAAUCAAAAGACUCGAUGGUUGGGUUUUGCAGUGUACUUCAUUCAUUUUCCUUUUCUCAUCAUAGCGAAUUGGAAAAUAAUUUGAUUGAAAGAAAGUUAGUUUUUAUGA
Rubroshorea leprosula is the source of this 1662-nucleotide messenger RNA. Lineage: Eukaryota; Viridiplantae; Streptophyta; Magnoliopsida; Malvales; Dipterocarpaceae. The record is from the annotation of a GenBank genome assembly.